UGCUGUAUCUGUGCUCAAAGAAGAUGGUAUCUUCAUCAAAUGUAGAUGGUAUCGGUGCUCAUUGAAAGGCAGAUUGGGCCCGAUUGAAAAAGGAGGUGUGACCGAACCCCUUUCAAAACCAAAAAAAAAAAAAAAACUGCCGGGGGGCUCCACCUGGCCCCUUGUCCAUAAAUACGCCUCCCUCGCCGGAAUAGGAGUUCAGUCGAGUCGGGAACGCGUCGACGGUGGUUGUUUUUGUUUUGGGCGGAUUAUGAACGCGUUCGGAGCGCAGCAAACCUCCAGCCAGCAGAGUAACAGCAGCGCUAACCCCGCGCACGAUCUCCUGGACAUGGCCGUGUAUUGUGACAACUACGGCGUUUACCAGCACCAGAACCUCCACCACCACCUCCACCACCCCCAAAGAGCUGCCAACCACCCCUCCGGCUACGGCUUGAGCGACUACGCCGCCCCGCCCACCAAUCCUUACCUGUGGCUCAACAACUCCCCCGCUUCGCCCUACCUGGGCGGCGGUGGCGGAGGCGCUGCUGCAGCUUCCACUUACUUGCAAUCCCCCGGUUACGGUUCUGGGAGCCAGCGGCAGCUUUUGGGGGCGCCCGGCGGACUUGGAGGCCCCGACAUGAGCUGGUUAUCCAUCUCCAGCCAGCAGGAGCUCUUUAAAAUGGUCCGGCCUCCGUACUCGUACUCUGCGUUGAUCGCCAUGGCCAUCCAGAACGCGCAAGACAAGAAACUGACCCUGAGUCAGAUUUACCAAUACGUCGCCGAAAACUUUCCGUUUUACAAGAAGAGCAAAGCCGGCUGGCAGAACUCGAUCCGGCACAAUUUGUCUCUUAACGACUGUUUCAAGAAGGUGGCUCGGGAUGACGACGACCCCGGCAAGGGCAACUACUGGACGCUGGACCCCAAUUGCGAAAAAAUGUUCGACAACGGCAACUUUCGACGCAAGCGCAAAAGGCGAACCGACAUCAGCACCACUGCUGAAAAGCCCGAUUUAGACGCGCAGCACAAGCUGUCGGACACGGCCAGCCUGCGGAGCUCGUCCCCGCCCAGUCUGCGCGCUUCGCCGGCCUCCACGGAGCCGCGCUCGUCGCCGUCCAACUCGACCGAUCACAGUCCGUGCUUCGCCGGAUUCAUGUCCAGCGUCAACGCGAUGUUAACUACCGGAGCCGAGGCCUCCACGAGGAUACCGGAUCGGGACUUGGGCACGGAGCUGUCCCAAGGCCGCGAGGGCGUGUCCGGACUUGGCUCCUACUCGCCCUCCUUGCUGUCUGACAGCAGAAUGAACUACUACAACCUCAGCAAUCACUUCACAGUCAACAACCUCAUAUACGGCCGGGAAGGAACCGAAGUUUAAUGUGGAUUCACCUAAAAAGAUGACUAAUUUAUCUCAUUUAAAGUAGCCACUUGUAUUUUUGUGUUUUGCUUGUAUCAAAAAAAAAAUCCACAAUGGUGUUGCAAUAUCACACCUUCGGAUUUAAACACUUGUACACAUUCUUUUUGUAAGUAUCAUGUAUUUUGUUUUAUUUAAACUCAUUGCCUUUUGAAUAAAAGCCUUUUUUUAUAUGUGCUUCCCAUUUGUAAUUAUUCUCAUGUUCCCAUUUUAUGACCACCCCCAGAUAAAGCCAGCCCCCCUGCAAAAACCCGAAAAAUUCUGUCAGGCUGUCUACAGUCAAGUGGCUGUAAGGCAUCAAAGUGUGUAAACCACAGACAUUUUCCGCCUGUCACCCCCAAUCGGGGCCUACGAGCCCCCCUCCAACCUCGCCCCGGUUCACAAGUUCAGCUUUUUGUCUCUGUCCAGUUUCACGUGGACAUGAGGGGAAUAUUUGCACCUGUCCCCCGCACGGCUGUUCCUGAACAUCACGCACGCAUGCAGCCUUUGCUCGCUCCCUUACGGAAGAGCGUCCGACAAUGUGCAAGUAAAAUCCCGUAAAGCGGAGGAAGCGCCGCUUGUCGGCGGGAUAAUUGAGUUCACCGAAGCUCUGCGUGAAAAGGAGAGCACAAUGGCCACUUGGCAUCAGGGGCGCUCCCCUCCUGCGUUCCGAUGAAAAUAUUGAAGUUGUGGGAACAAAGCAUCCAAGCCCGGGGACACCUUUUGUGCCAUUAUCUGGGAACAAAGCGCAAUGACAGACAACAUUCCAAAGUUUGUGGCUAGAAAAUAUCAGUUGGCAAAAGUGACUCUUCUAGCUUUGAUUUAGAUGAUGACAAGAAUCCGUCGGAUUCUUGCUUGUGUCUGUCAAUAUUCCCUGAUGCUUUGAAGACCCAAGUGUCCAAAGUUGUGAUCUACUGUUGUUGAGCUUUCUGGCUUGUGAAGACAGCACAUGUGACGACAGCUCCGGGAGCAGGGAAGAUCCGUAAUAUAUGUCCGCCUGCAGGGGGGUGGGCGCACGAGGGGCGGCUGAGUGACAAGUGAGGAGAAUGUCCAUCAAUGUGCGUGACCUGAUUGGGUUUCAUCCAAGACUCAUGAAACGGAUGCAUCAUCAGGACAUGCACAUUUGGAUGUGUUUCCAUACACUGGGGGUGAAGGUGCACCAUAUAGAAAAUACGAUGGAAAAAGUUCUCACAGGCUCCCAGAAAGACAACUUGUGUAGUCUUCUUUUAUGUCACAGAAUAGAAGUCAAAGGACUGUGGUUUUUUUUUUGUGGUCUGUCCGUGGUGACAGCACACAGCUUGAAGCACCUGCACGCUGUCAUUGCCUGCUUGCCACAGACAGGAAGUGGUGACAGAUGACACAGGAAGUAGCUGUAAGGACAGGGGGGGGGGGGCUCCAUGUGCGUCCCUAGCCGGAAAUCUCAGUGGAGGUUUGCACACGUCUGAGUUUCACCUGCUCCCAUGAUGUGUGUGCGUGUGGAUGUGUGUUAGUGCCCCCCAGGAUACCCCCCCCCCUUCGCCCUCAAAACAAAACUUCCCCCAGGCCCUAAUGAGACCCCCUACUACCUCUUCUAUUAUGAGGGAUGCAUACCAAUAGAGAGACAGCAGAGGGGAGACACUCACAGACCUGGCCAGACUGACCCCCCCUUCUACAACCCCCCCAUGUAAACUAAGGGCCAUAAAGACACAAGUUGUAUGUUUAAAACAAGCACAAAGUUUUGUCCACUUAGCCUAACGUUAACACGUAAUGCAAAAUCCCAAAGACGGGCUAACAAAACUAGCAUUGCUGUCAUGUGGACAUGGGUGACGAUUGCCCACUAGAGUUGUUUAGAGUCCCGUAAAGUGUGUGUGUGGGGGGGUCCCCAUCAACAUUUGACCUUGGGUUCUUGUGAUGAUCUGGGGGCUCAAGGCCCUAAAUGAUAGCCUUUUAACUGCCCCCCCCCCUCCCCAACCUCAGCCCAGCUUCUUUCAAAUGCUCCUUUUGUGUCGGCCACCUAAUCCUUCAGUCCACUUCAAGGCCCCGAUUCGCUUCCAAGACACCUGGAGGAGAUAGAUGUGUGUGUGUGUGUGUGUGUGUCAGACUCCGCUGGCUCCUUCUCAGCCACCGCUUCGAGCUCAUAAAGCAACAGCAUGAUGAGAUUUUUUUUUUUGUUUAAUAAAGUUGACAGCAUAAUCGCAGCAAUGUCGCCCAGCCCCUAUAUUUAAGUGCCCGCUCCGGCGCAGCUUUAAUGAAGAGCGCAAUCGACAGUAAUGACAAGGCGGCACCACAUAAUGACAAAAUCACAAUGCUGCCAAAUUAUAGCGAAGCCAGAGCGGAUCCGUCUAUUACCUGGAAUGGAACAUGACCCAAACAGAGUUGGCACAUCUUCUUUUCCACUGCAUCCCA
Molecule: messenger RNA, 3751 nt
Organism: Syngnathus typhle (broad-nosed pipefish)
Lineage: Eukaryota; Metazoa; Chordata; Actinopteri; Syngnathiformes; Syngnathidae
Gene: foxi1
Product: forkhead box i1
Exons: 2
Coding region: 251-1351 (366 amino acids)
Biological process (GO): anatomical structure morphogenesis; cell differentiation; regulation of transcription by RNA polymerase II
Molecular function (GO): RNA polymerase II cis-regulatory region sequence-specific DNA binding; DNA-binding transcription factor activity, RNA polymerase II-specific
Source: RefSeq, a predicted model, not a curated record